AUGGGAGGAUUGUGGGAAGCAGGUGUAAAUAGCUUUAAAAGCCACUUUAAAAAGGUGGCAUCCGCUCACAAAUACACCUUUGAAGAGCUCAGUACGCUUUUGUGCCGGAUUGAGGCGUGCCUCAAUUCGCGACCACUGAGUCCCUCUUCAAAUGAGCCAAAUGACCUGGAGCCGCUUACUCCCGGCCAUUUUCUCACGGGUGGACAUCUUAUGGCUCCGCCAGAACCUGAUGUGAAUGAGAACCCUGCCUCCAUCGUCAAUCGAUGGCAAAAACUAAAAGCACUGCAUCAGACGUUUUGCAGGCGAUGGAAAGUGGAGUACUUAGCCGAACUACAAAAGCGAAUUAAAUGGAAGCACCCCAAGGAGAAUAUGAAAACAGGUGAUCUUGUAGUUAUCAGGGAAGACAAUCUACCCCCAACUGAAUGGAGGUUGGGGCGAGUUGUCAACUUACACCCCGGUACUGAUGGCAGAGUGCGCGUAGUGGACAUCCUGACGGAGAAAGGCCAAGUCACUAGGCCCCUAGUGAAGUUGCUUCUGCUCCCCCCAUACAACGAUGGAAACUCGGAGCCAACAACCGCCUCAUAA
Messenger RNA from Rhagoletis zephyria (snowberry fruit fly), 585 nucleotides. RefSeq lists its product as uncharacterized. The record is from RefSeq and is a predicted model, not a curated record. NCBI's taxonomy places the organism in Eukaryota, Metazoa, Arthropoda, Insecta, Diptera, Tephritidae.